Molecule: messenger RNA, 5393 nt
Organism: Rhea pennata
Lineage: Eukaryota; Metazoa; Chordata; Aves; Rheiformes; Rheidae
Gene: AASS
Product: aminoadipate-semialdehyde synthase
Exons: 25
Coding region: 183-2966 (927 amino acids)
Cellular component (GO): cytoplasm
Molecular function (GO): saccharopine dehydrogenase activity
Source: RefSeq, a predicted model, not a curated record
CGCUGGACGUGGGCCGGAGGAGGCGGCCGGGCGCACGGCGGGGGCUCCCGCGCAGCCGGCCGAGAAGCAGUGGAUGUGCUCUCUGUGGGUCCGUUUAACAUGCUAUAGAGCAACAUCAUAACAUAACUCCAACUUCUGUACAGUAACUUCUGCUGGUGGACUAGUUUAGAGAAGACUUUACCAUGCUCCGAGCCUUUAAUCACACAAAUGGUAGGUAUGUGGUCCAUCAUUGUAAGUGUCGGCAUCAUCAUAAGUCUGUGCUGGCAAUCAGGAGAGAAGAUGUUAAUGUGUGGGAGAGAAGAGCACCUCUAGCACCAAAGCAUGUUAAAGAAUUGACACAAAUGGGAUACAAAGUUUUGGUGCAACCAUCAAACCGGAGAGCCAUCCAUGAAAAGGAUUAUGUCAAAGCAGGUGGCAUUAUUCAGGAAGAUAUUUCUGAGGCUUCUCUGAUUGUGGGCGUGAAGAGACCUCCAGAGGAUAAAUUAAUCCCUAAAAAGAACUAUGCCUUCUUUUCUCACACUAUUAAAGCCCAAGAGGCAAACAUGCCCUUGUUGGAUGAGAUUCUACGACAGGAAAUUCGACUGAUUGACUAUGAAAAAAUGGUUGAUCAUAAAGGAAUGCGAGUUGUGGCCUUUGGAAAGUGGGCUGGUGUAGCAGGAAUGAUCAACAUCCUACAUGGAUUGGGAUUACGAUUUCUAGCCUUGGGACAUCACACUCCCCUCAUGCACAUUGGGAUGGCACAUAACUACAGGAACAGCAGUCAGGCUGUGCAGGCUGUGCGGGAUGCUGGGUAUGAAAUUUCACUGGGAUUGAUGCCAAAGUCUGUUGGGCCCUUAACAUUUGUGUUUACAGGCACUGGUAAUGUUUCCAAGGGUGCCCAGGAAAUGUUUAAUGCCCUCCCAUGUGAGUUUGUGGAACCACAUGAGUUAAAGGAAGUUUCCAAAUCUGGAGACCUCAGAAAAGUCUAUGGGACAGUGUUAAGUCGUCACCAUCAUCUUGUAAGGAAGCGUGAUGGAUUGUAUGAUCCUGUAGACUAUGAUAAACAUCCAGAACUUUACACUUCCCGUUUUAACACUGAUAUUGCACCCUACACAACUUGUUUAAUUAAUGGCAUAUACUGGGAACAACAUACUCCUCGCUUGUUAAGUCGACAGGAUGCUCAGAAGCUGCUGGUGCCCGUUAAAUCUACUGCUGCUGCAAGGGAGGGCUGUCCUGAGUUACCACACAAACUUUUGGCAAUAUGCGACAUUUCAGCAGACACUGGAGGAUCUAUAGAAUUUAUGACGGAGUGUACAACAAUUGACAGUCCAUUUUGUAUGUAUGAUGCUGAUCAGCACAUUAUUCAUGACAGUGUUGAAGGCUCUGGGAUUCUAAUGUGUUCCAUCGACAACCUGCCAGCGCAGCUUCCGAUAGAAGCAACAGAAUACUUUGGCGAUAUGCUUUUCCCAUAUAUUGAAGAGAUGCUUUUAUCAGAAGGCUCAGAACCUCUUGAAAACCAGAAUUACUCAUCUGUUGUUAGAGAUGCAGUGAUUGCAUCCAAUGGCUCACUGACAGCUAAAUAUGAAUAUAUCCAGAAAUUGAGGGAGAGAAGGGAAUAUGCUCAGUCGCUGAACAUGGAUAAUAAGAAGAGGGUUUUGUUACUUGGAUCUGGCUAUGUUUCUGGCCCUGUACUAGAAUACCUCACUAGAGAUUCCAGCAUUGACAUCACAGUGGCAUCUGUCAUGAAGGAACAACUCGAACAACUGACCAGAAAAUAUGGCAGUGUUACUCCAGUUCAUAUGGAUGUCAUUAAGCAUGAGAAAAAUCUGUCCUCUUUGGUGAAGAAACAUGACCUUGUCAUCAGCUUGCUGCCUUAUUCAGUACAUCCUUUGGUUGCUAAGAAAUGUAUUAACAACAAAGUGAACUUGGUAACAGCCAGCUACUUAACACCAGCUAUGAAAGAACUCCAGGAAAGCAUAGAAGAUGCUGGUAUUACAGUUAUCAGCGAAAUGGGUUUGGAUCCUGGUCUUGACCAUAUGUUGGCGAUGGAAUGUAUUGACAAAGCAAAAGAAGUUGGUGCUACGAUUGUAUCCUACACUUCUUUCUGCGGUGGCCUGCCAGCUCCAGAGCAUUCUGACAAUCCUCUGAGAUACAAGUUCAGCUGGAGCCCACAAGGAGUGUUGCUGAAUACAGUCCAGUCUGCCACAUAUUUAAAAGAUGGAGAGAUUGUCAGUAUUCCAGCUGGAGGAGCGUUACUUGAUUCUGUUACUUCGAUGGAUUUUUUCCCAGGAUUAAAUCUAGAAGGUUUUCCUAACAGAGACAGUACAAAAUAUGCUGAGCCGUAUGGUAUUCAGACAGCUCACACUUUGUUAAGAGGCACCUUAAGAUACAAAGGAUAUUCUAAAACUAUGGGAGGCUUUGUAAAACUAGGAUUGAUUAACCCAGAUCCUUAUCCUUUAAGCUCAACCACACCACCUCUAACCUGGAAAGAGCUCAUGUGCAAACAGAUUGGAAUCAAACCCUCUGCUGAGUACAGUGCUCUCAAAGAAGCAGUAUUUAGCAAACUGGGAAAGGACAAAAGUCAGCUGGAGGCAGUGGAAUGGUUAGGAUUACUGGGAGAUGAACCAGUUCCAGCAGCAGAUUCCAUUGUGGAGGCACUUGCAAAGCACAUGGAGAUGAAGCUGCCUUUUGGCACUGGAGAGAGAGAUAUGAUUGUUAUGAGAAAUGAAAUAGGUCUCAGGCAUCCUUCUGGUCAUUUGGAAGACAAAUUCAUCAGUCUCGUUGUCUAUGGUGAUAACAACGGGUACUCUGCGAUGGCUAAAACAGUAGGAUACCCCACUGCUAUUGCUGCUAAGAUGGUUCUAGACGGUGAAAUAAAUACCAAAGGCAUGGUUAUACCCUUGACAAAGAAUAUUUAUGGACCAAUACUUGAACGUGUUAGGGCAGAAGGCAUUGUAUAUAGUACUCAUAGUGUUAUCAAGCAAUAACUGGAAACAGUGGCUUGAAUCUGGUUUUGGUUUUGUUUGACUUUUGCCCCCUUUCAAGAGUCUCAACUGAACAGUUAAAGGUGGCAUCUGCUAUUUCAGACACAAAUGAUGCCUUCUAUAAAACCCAUUGCCUGACUUUAAUGUAGGAACUGCAUACACUAAUAAAUGACAUAUAAAUGGUGAUAUUUUCCCUACAAUCCUGGGGCUUUGUUUAUUUCAGCUGACUGGCGCUGCUGAUUUUAAAGAGGACCUGUCAGACAGUGGCCAAAGACUUUUGUUGUCCUUAAAGCCUUUGACUGUCAUACUGUCAUGUACAUGUUUUAAUAUCAAUCUGAUCUUUCCUGAUAAGAAAAUACAUUGCGAGGAUUUUUUAAUUGAUAGAGCUUAUCCUCUAAGGUGAUUGUCAAGACACAAUUCAGCUAAAAGGGAAAAAUAGUGAAUUCUUUUGCGAAGGAAAAGCCUGGCUUUGAUUAAGUUUGAUUGUUCAUGUGUUCAUAUAUAAUUUGUUAAAAUAAUAGAGAUAAAAGUGAUACUUAAUUUAAAUGUUGUUGUCCCAUGCACUUUAACAGUAUUUGUGAACAUCUUCCCAAUAUGCAAGAAAUAAUUUAGAAAUUCUGUGCAACUAGCAAAUAAGAUCAUGUUAAAUCUUUAAAAUGUUUAGUUGUUAAUAUUUGAAACUUAGAUCUUAAUAUUUGUGGAAUACAUCUCCUAUGAAUGUGAACUUAAUUGGAGGAGGGAAGAAUUUGAAACAACAAAAAAUAUAAAUACCCUUCCAAUUACAGAGUGGAAGGGUCACAAUAUGUUGAAAUAACUACUGUUACAUGCUACUUUUUUGCUGUUAGAGAGCACACUAGCAUUUAACUCUGCAGCUAGGAAGGACAUUCUUGAAUACAACAUAGUUGAUGUUUUUGAAUGAAUGGGCUUAAAAGGCCCUCCAAAUAAUAUGUUUACUCUUUCAACUUACACUAUUUGCUUAGUCCAGGUCAAGUUCUGGUACAAAGGGAAUAGCCUGUGUAGUACAGUAGUAUAAACAGCUUUGCAAUGCUGUAGGCCAAGAGGCUUAAAUCAUUGCUUUUUGAGUUAGCUUCUGUCCUUUUUCUGUCAUACUUUUGAAUUGUUGAUUUGGGGGCCUAUGUAUCCUGCUCAAUGCAGUACCACUCUAGACUGAUGGGAGUUAGGAUCAAGUGAGCUGGGACACUGGCAAAGUGGUGUGCUGCACAACUGUGCCAACCUGAGUCUAGCAGCAGUUUUGCUGCAUCAGGCCAGUGUUGAACUUGCAGAGCUGAUUAGCCUGAGUGCUGCACCGCUCUGACAAAACAGCAGUUGCUUCCUUCCAGUUUAGUACAGCUUCUCUGGCUUUAGCUCAAGGAUUUCUACCCUACUUUGCAGUGCAAGCAUGACCUAGACUUCCACCAGGUAGGUCUGCAAGGCACAGUGCUUUGUUCAGAUACCAGUUGCUCUAGUAUCUGACCUGUGCAAACUGUCCGGAGCUCCCCUUCUCUGAAGUUCGUCACAGAUUCUGGAAGUUGCUUUUGACUUUGCUCACAAACGUGCUUUGCUGACAAACGCACAGCCUUUUACCUUCUGGAAAGCACACUACAAUUACCACAGUUGCGAGGGACUGGAAUUCCUGGUAUUCCUCUGCCCAGUAGGAAAAGCAACCAUAACAAUAGCUGUCAUUUUGAUCUCCAGUCUCCUUACUCAGAAUUUGGGUUUUCUUUGUGCAGAACUGUUAAUGAAAUAGCAGCUGCAACAAAGAGGGUGAAGGAAGGAGCGAAAGGAAAAAACUCAAAAGGCAGAGUAUAAUGUCAAAGAGGAAGGCUUUUUACACUGAAGAACUGAAUGUUUUUGUCAAAUCUUGAUUCUGUUACAGCCAGCGCCUGUUCUGAAUAUGGGAUGAAAUUCUGGCUCCACCAUGUUGUUCUGCUUCCCACUGACACUACAAACUGUCAAUCUGUUCUUGGUUUGUAAGCAUAUCUAUGGAAGGAUAGAGUCAGGAAGGCAUUUUCCACUCCCUGCUGCCUCCUCCUCCCCCCUGCUAGAAUAAAGGCCUAUACCUAAGGGUUAAAACUAGACUUAGAUCUAUUAGUCCCUUCCAGUCCAAAGCUUAGUGAGACCAGGAUUUCACUCAAGAAUGCUCUGUUCAGUCUUGCACUCUACAAAUAUGCACAGAGCUGUGGUGUUCUGUAUCUGUGUACAUGCACCUUGCCUGCUUCUCUGCCCAGAAAAAGUAGUAUGCAGACAAUAUAUAUAUAUAUUUUUUAAGUCUGUAAUGAUACUGGAGCAUAAAAGGAAUGAGCAUUACAGUGUAUUUUAUUCAAGAAACACUGCUACAAAUUUUGAUAAAUUUUGUAUCAAUCUAUUUCUGUUUUCCAGUGCAAUGCCACUUUUGAUUUUCUAGGUUUAAAUAAAUAUAUUGCUUAGCUU